UCUCUUCUUAUCAAAAGUAUGACUUUCAAAAUGCAUAGUUUGUGUCAAAAUACAUGGACUAUUUAAAAAACUAGACAAUCACAUAAAAUACACAUGUAUAAAGGUAUGUUUCUCACUAUAUAUACAUCCAGCCUUCUCUUGUUCUGUUAUAUGUUUUUUGUUUGUUCUAGCAGUCUCUUGCUUUCCAUUUUAACAUAUUAGACCGCAUUUUUUUUUAAAGAAAAGUGUUGCUAAACAUGACUUCAAGCGAUGAUCUUCAGUUUCUGUUGGACACCGACUUCUUUUUGUUCUUGGACCCGUCAGAAACUUUUAAUGCUCUCAUGGCAUGUCCGGAAAAUCCUUCGUUGCUGGCUUCAGAAGAUGUACACAAUGAGAUUGUUGAAUAUCCCUCAACAUUGAUAGAAAAUCCGCCCACUGAUCAAGAGACAUUAACAACAAACUUAAGCUUUUGUCCAGAGAUGGUACCACAAUAUCAAAGCUUCCAUCACCAGAACGAUUAUUCCAGAUCUUUCAACGCAGUAGAAAACUUUCCUGGCAUGGUGCAGCCACCAUGUACAUUCAGCAAUGGCCAAAGAGAAACCAAUGAUAUACAUCCCUCAACAUUAAUAGAAAAUCCGCACACUGAUCAAGAGACAAUAACAAGAAAUUCAAGCUUUGUUCCAGAAAUGGUUUUACAACAUCAAAGCUUCCAUCACCGGGACCAUUAUUCUAGAUCUUUCAACGCAGUAGAAAAAUUUCCGGGCAUGCCACCAUGUACAUUCCAGUGUGGCCAAAGAGAAAGUGGCUACAGUGAAAACUGUUUACUAACCUCAACCAAUAAGGUGAUGACAACUGAAUUUCAGUCAACUGAUGUACAACAUGCAUUUGUAAAUCAAAGCUAUCAACAACCUUCAUUGCCACAAACAAUUCCUAAUUUCUCCAACGAACCGUAUGUUUCAACAUUAAAGAUGGAGAGUAAUGCACAACAAGUUGGAAGAACUAAUGGACCAACAAAUCACAAUCCUAUGUCUCAAGAUCAUCGCAUUCAUCCUUUUUUGUACUUAUCAACUUAUAACAUCUUUUUCCUCUUUAAAUAUAUACAAAGGUUUAGAAUUAAUAUUAAUACAAUUAUCAGUCCAUGCAGGUUUCAGGAAGAACGAUAUGAUGACGACUUGCUACUUGCAAAACUAAAGCAUAGUCAUGAAAAUGAUCAGAUGCACCGACCUGAACCGUCCAACAUUUCUAAACCACCAUAUGUGGGGGCUAGGUUAAGCAAUCAACACCAGAUUCUUUGUGCCUCGUCAAGAAACACUAUACCGAAUCCAGAGAAUCGUACUCCCAUGAUUUCCUAUACUCAUACCCCAAAAACGUCAGAAAGCUAUUCACCAUUUGCGCAGACAUAUCAGUCUGACCCAUAUGCUUUUAAUUUCCAAACAUCAAGCUCAUUACAAACUACUUAUACUCGUCGACCUCGUGGAAGGCCAAGAAAAAAUCUAAUUUCAAUACCUUUGGUACCUACAACUCAAACGCCCUUAACCUCUCUCAGACAUUAUGGCGCACAAGAUAAGGGAAAAGAACAUAUUACAGCAAUUCCGUCUAUGAACCCAACUCUGUACAAUCAGUAUCAGAAUUCAUACACAAACAUAAUGACUCCGCAGAGUGAGGUUUUAAGACAACACAGUUGUAAUGAUCAACUUGAAAAUGAAAGCUCAUCGUCUAAGACAAGAAGGACCAUGGGAACUUUCCAAGAAAAAUCUAUAGCAGAUUCAUCGACGUGUUCUUUUUGGCAAAAUGAAAAUACGCGCUUAGGUGCAGGAUAUGCAGCUAAACACCACCAUGACAAGAGGUCUAUACAAAAUGCAGCAUAUGAUCCAUUAUACGCAGCUUAUGGAAUGCCCCUUGAUCCCCACUUAAGGGCCAUAUAACUUGCAUGUUUGAAGAGCCAAUAUGGUUUAUUGAUGGGAAAAGUAUUUCAAGACAAUCACCCUGAAUCGUAUAACCAACUAAAGAUGUAUUCGAUAUAAUAUAUAUAACUAGAUUUUGACCCGCGCUUUUAAAGCGCGGAUUUAUUUUUGUUUUCUUUUCAAUUGACAAAUAUUUAGUAAAUGUCACAUUUUCAUAUAUUUGUGCUUUAUUUUAUAAAAGACUUAAAUUUUUUAUCUUUAUUUAUCGUAUUUCAUUUUAAAUGACUAUUUAUGUUUAAAAAAUUAAACUUUAU
Messenger RNA from Brassica rapa (field mustard), 2197 nucleotides. RefSeq lists its product as uncharacterized. Gene Ontology annotation, biological process: regulation of DNA-templated transcription. The record is from RefSeq and is a predicted model, not a curated record. Lineage: Eukaryota; Viridiplantae; Streptophyta; Magnoliopsida; Brassicales; Brassicaceae.